This is a messenger RNA of Schistocerca gregaria, 2400 nucleotides long. RefSeq lists its product as uncharacterized. The transcript is spliced from 10 exons. Lineage: Eukaryota; Metazoa; Arthropoda; Insecta; Orthoptera; Acrididae. The record is from RefSeq and is a predicted model, not a curated record. The coding region runs from base 1 to 2400 and encodes 799 amino acids.
AUGCUAGGCCAGCAGGAAGGCGGGUUCUCGCCUCCACGUCGUAUCUGCGAAACCGGACUUCUGCGGUAUCGCGCCAGGAAUAGCGUCCGAGCACUGGCGCGCAAGCCUUUGUGUAACCGACAGAAGCGCCAGCCCUCAUCAGCAUCGACGCUAAACGUCCAGACUCCAGUGUUCCUGGGCCAGGGAUCGCUCCAGCGCACCCUGUCGGGUCUCCACCGGCGGUCCGAAGUCUCGGCGUCCCCCGAGUUCCUCUUCUCUGAGGGCCGAGACAACAACAGAUGCUGGACACUCUGCGCCACACACGAUCGUGGCUGUCGUCCGGGCGAGCGACGUCGCACUUCCGGCGGUUCAGUCAUCCUGCCGCAGACUUCCGCUGCGCUCGUCGUUACAUUGUGGCUGCGCUGCCAGCGAUGCGCACAGCUUGUGUUUGCUGCGAGCUAUCAGCAGAAGACGAUGAAUGCAACGGCCGUAGUUCCUUCGCUGCUGGCUCUGUUCGUGGCUAAUGGGAACUCAGUGCUGGACUGUCUCUGCAGUCACAUCAACAACUCAAAUGAUCAAGGCAGACGCUGGAGAUACAGGGGUAGUGACGGUGAAUAUCAACUAUGGUGGCAACACUGCCAACAUACGUAUGACGACACGCUGAGCGGAACUCGCGGGACGCUGGAGCCGCCGUCGGUCGCCGCGCCGGCCGUGGCCCGCCUGGCAGCCAGCGCCUCCAGCUACGGACCGCCGCCGCCCCCUGCGGGAGUGGGCGUGGCGGCGGGGGAGGGGGAGGGGGAGGUCUGCGGCGGCGCCCUGGCGGCUCUCCGCCGCCUAACCUGGGAAGAGGCCAGCCAGCUCGGCAGGCAGCUCAGCUGCCGAAUCUCUGCCGACUGUAUCGCCUCCUGCCCUGUGCCAAGGUUGAACGACAUGGAAUGGAACGUGACAGCGCUGCAGGAGGAUCAGCUGAGGCACCGUGCCCUCUCCCAGUCACUGCACGCUGUCGGACGAAUCACAAGAGCCAUACUCGCCAGGGGACGAUGUGAGACCUACAAUCGGCUCAAUUUUAAACUGAGGCACUUGAACAAAACUGAUCUCCAGGUCCAGCAGACGGACUACCUGGAACAGCUCUCCAGCUACUGGCGAGACUUUGCACACCUACUCUCACUAGCUGUGACGCAGGCAUCACGACUGUUCAUUCCCCUCGCAUUCGAGUACAUGGGUAACAACACGACUGACCAGCGACUCCAAGGGUGGAUUAAGGACAUGGAACGUGUGAGAGACAUGCUGCACACGAAAUUAAGCAGCUGGCUACACGACGUGCAAUCCGUCAGAGAACAGACAGCGCACUUCGAAGUAGAAGACGACAAGAACAGCACUGGGUAUUUUAUACUUAGGCGGCCCCUGUUGAAUGAUAAACUGCUCGACUACCAGCCAAAGUUCCUUUUCUUUCGAGAGGACUUCAGUGCUCCAUGCGAGGAGCGGCAGCCAGAGGCAUCACAAAUGUUCGGCCUCGCCGAUGCACUGUAUGCCUUCUAUUAUACCAAGUGGUUUGGAACAGGAUGGGCCUUGAGGCAACACUUCCCAAAUGAUCCCAAGACUGUGGAUGAGGAGUGGCAGCUGGAAGACAGAAGCAACGCUACGCUUUCCAUAGACACUGACUGCAUACAGCUGUUGGUGGACGCCCUGGACCACCCCACGUGUCCACUGGAAGACCUUCCACAGGAGACCACCCAGCAGCGAGAGCAGUGCCGUGUUCAGCUGUGGGACGACCUGGUUCAGGGGUGGCCCCACAUACCCGUCACCAGCUACCUGGCCUACACUCAGAGGGCGAACGUCAACCUCUGCCUCUUGGCGUGGAUGACAGUCAACUCGCUCAGCAUUUGUCAGGACGUCCCCUUUAGUGUGAUACAGUCCAUGCAUGAUGCUGCCUGCUAUUUCAGUAGACCGGAUGACCAGUCGUGUCUGGAACCGAACGCAACACAUGCCAUAUGCUCUGUUUCCAGAGCUAUUCUGUUGAUGAAGUGUCGAGAUUUUUCAUCCCAUAAGCCUCAGAAGAUGUAUAUCGUCACACUUUACCCAAAUGGAUCGUACUCAACGGUGUCGGAAAAUACAUUGCUACAAGGUUUCUACAGACAGUAUGGAAAGGAUUUACAAAGAGCACUGAUCGACAAAGACAGUUUAAACACUGCCACAUUGAAAUACAAAGAUCUAAAAAUCGACAGCUUAAAACCUUUAGAAAUUUCUUUUAUAGCAGUAAAUAUUUUUUUCCGCUCUUUGACUGCAGGAGUAUAUAUGUACCUUCCCCAGCUACGCAAUUUGCCUGGAAAGAUAUUCUUGUCCUUUCAGAUCACAGCUGCUUACAGGAAGACGGUCCCAUCUUGCUCAUCAAUGAAGCUGAAGACCGUGCCUGGUGGUUGA